GCCCAACCUCCCUUUCCUCUGUAUCCUGGCGAAGAGCUUGUGAAGGAGGUUACCCCCCUUACUGUUCUUUCCGCAAAUGCGGCCCUCCUGCUUUCUGCCUUGGUUGACUUCCAAUCCGAGGAUGGUGUUGAUCGCAUAGCUGGUGAAAGGUGGCUUCACGAAGGCCCCGGCAUUUACAAACCACGUAAGGAGGUCGAAGUGCUUUCGACGCGAAAAGUCGAAAUGAUCAAACCAAACACAGCACUUUUAUUGCGCGCCAUGAUGGAUUUCACCGGGAAAGACGGAAAAAAGCGCGUGUAUGGUGAGGAGUGGCUAGUAAAGUCUGUUGGUGCAUAUAUGAUUGGAGCCUACGAAGAACGUGUCAACGUUCUUAAAGCCUAUAAUUUGGAUGAGAAGUUCGCUCUCCACGUCAAAGCGAAACGAACUCAUGUGGACGACUUUGGCAAGCGCAGACGACAUGGAGAGGAAUGGCUGAUUACGCAUUUAGACGCAGAAAGCCAUAUCCCCAGCGUGGAUGAGGAAGUAGUUAAGGUGGUAUCACCCAUUGUUCUUUCUUCGAACAACUUCUGUGUCAUUUAUGAUCCAGUUGACGACAAAGGCGUUCCGAAAAUUGGCAAGAAAGUUCUCAUCAAGGGCGAAAAAGUCUUUUUCUUAAUGCCCGGAGAGCGUUUGGAUGCUGGAAUAAGUGACGUCAUUGUACUUGGCCAAAAUGAGGGCAUCAUUCUUCGUGCCAUGGAAUCUUUCCAAGACGGAAAUACUGAUGAAGAACUUUGGCCGAAGAAGCUUUCGCCGGCAGUCGAGCAAAUACUCAGAGCCAACAAAGAUCCUCAGGGUGAAAGAGCUGAAAUGCGAAAAAUGGCAAGCACGGGAGAGGAAUCGUGGGAUCCCACACGGGUUAUAAGUUAUCGCGUGCCACAUAACGCCGCUGUCCAGAUCUACGACUACAAGGGCAAGAAGUCACGUGUGGUGUUUGGCCCCGAGCGAGUCAUGCUUGGACCGGACGAGGAGUUCACCCUCCUCAGCCUCAGUGGUGGCAGGCCAAAACGAACCAACAUGAUUAAGACCAUCUGCUUGCUGUUGGGUCCUGACUUCUGCACUGACGUUCUGGUUGUGGAAACCGCUGACCAUGCCCGUCUCUCAAUUCAACUCUCCUACAAUUGGCAGUUUGAAAUCUCGGCCAACCCGACACAGGAGGAUGCAACUAAACUGUUUGCUCAACCAGACUUUGUAGGUGAUUUCUGCAAAGCCAUUGCAGCGCGCGUGCGUGGCAUUGUGGCCUCAGUCAACUUUGACAGAUUCCACAAGAAGUCUGUUCAGCUGGCGAUUGAGAUCACGAGCAAUUCUCAAGAGGCCGCCGCCAGACAGGAGGCUGAGCGACUGGAUCAGGAAGCUCGCGGGAAGCUAGAACGCCAGCGUAUUGACGAUGAGGCAAGGGCUGAGGAGGCCCGACGUGGUCUGCUGGAACUACAGGUGCAAUUGGCUGCUCUGGAGAGCACCGGUCAGGCCAAGGCAGAAGCUCAAAGUCGUGUGGAUGCCGCUUUUAUUACCACUCAGGCGGAGGUGGAAAAGGCCAAACUGGAGGCUGAAGCGGAGAAGAUUAGAACUGACGCGGAGCUGGAACGUUUGAAGCUGGCCCGUGAGGCGGAGUUGGAUUAUCUACAAACGAAGGACCAACUGAACCUCAACUGCAAACAACAGGAUGUGGAGAUUGAGACGGCCUACUUCCUCAAGCGCGUUGGAGCCUUGGGCGCAGAGAAUCUGCGUCAUAUUGCCUGCGCCGGAUCAGAGCGUGAUGUGCGCAUGUUACGUGCUCUCAACCUACAGAGCACCCUCAUUACAGACGGCCGGUCGCCAGUGAACCUGUUGGACGCCACCUCGGGUUUGAUUGGUCAGGCCAGGAGUACCGUUCACGUCCGCCAGCUCGAGACUGCUGCGCCAGACCCCACCACAGAGGACGAUACUUAG
This is a messenger RNA of Dibothriocephalus latus, 1965 nucleotides long. The record is from the annotation of a GenBank genome assembly. Lineage: Eukaryota; Metazoa; Platyhelminthes; Cestoda; Diphyllobothriidea; Diphyllobothriidae.